UCUGCCCUAGAUUCUGGUGCAGGUUGGCUCACCAGCAGCUGUGUGGUUUCGUUGAAUAUUUCACUUGCUGUUGGACAUCCAAAAUAUAUAGACAAGAGCUAUUCUCAUAGCUAAACACUUAAUUUUUGGACGUGAAAUACCACAUGCCUUUGGAUAGGCCUGCUAUGUCGAGCAGUCUUAAAUAAUAUCAACUCAAUUUAAAGGAUUUAUACGUGAAUCAUCUUCUGCGGGUUGUUUUGUCGGUAGCCCCUACAGGACACUGAAAUGUCGACCGAGACAAAAAGUGCACCCGAAGAAAACCUUCAGGGUUCCUGGGUGGAGCUGCAUUUUAAUAAUGGAGGCAGCAACACGCCUAAAGGAGCUGCAGAGGAACAAUCUGCCAGCACUGCUCCUAGUGGAGACCUGGAGAAAAUGCUGCUGGAUGCUCAGCACGAGUCAGGCAGGAGCAGCUCCAGGGGCAGCUUACCAUGUGACAGUCCUCCAAGAUCUCAGACUCCUUUGCAUCUGCGCAGGGGCUCAGAAGUCCACAGCUCUGGAGAAAAAAACAGCUCACAGUCAGAGGAAGACUAUCUGGAGCGCAGAAGAGAGGUGGAGAUUCUGAUGAAGAAAAACGCAGACUGGAUAUGGGAUUGGUCAAGUCGUCCCGAAAACCUGCAGCCUAAGGAGUUUUUGCUGAAGCACCCGAAGCGCUCCAGCACCCUUAGCAUAAGGAACACUAGUAUGAUGAAGAAGGGAGGUAUCUUCUCGGCAGAAUUCCUCAAAGUUUUCCUGCCCUCUCUGGUCCUUUCACACAUCCUUGCUGUGGGUCUUGGGGUGUACAUUGGAAGGCGUUUAACUACCUCUGGCACAUUUUAAGGGAACACUAAAGGAAAAAGCACACAAGAAAAAUCUCAUAUCCGCACAUUCACCAUCUCAGCUGCUUUGUCUUGAAUAGGUGCUUGUGUAGAUAGGACGAGGUCACAUGACACACUUCCUCUCCCUGGUUGUGGGCCACUCUGUCUCGCUUCCCCCUAGUGUAUUCCACUAGCCUUUCCCAUUGUUCCUCUGCGGCACAUACUGAUGCCAGUCCAUUACAGGGCCGUCGCUGCUGGGGAAGGUCAUGUUAGGCUCAUAGGCAGAUAGUUAGAUGUUCUGCAUCCUCAUAAUUUUUGUAUUUUCUUGAACUAAGACUACUUACAAUAUUGAGAGGAUCAUAAAUAGGGGAAUAAAGAGAAUUCUGAAAGGGUUUAAUGGAAACAAGUGAUCACAAGAUGCUGGAUUCGGAGCACUCUAUUGAUGUGGUACCUGAAAUUAAGGCUUUGUUCACACUGCACAUAAAUACGAUUUCUUUUUCGAAGUCAUUUCCUUUUUUUUUCAAUAUCUAUUGUAUCUACAGUACAUCAGAUUAAGAGAUGGAAUGGAUGGAAAACUGGAAAUUUUGUCCCUGCUCAGGUCUUUCAUACCUCAUGGUUCAAGAGACAUAAAUGGCUCGUUCACUCAUUCAUUACAUGUCACAACAGUUUGCUGUAGGAGGAAAGAGUGAGCAAAAACGUGUGUAUUUGGGGCACAGCUACAGACGAUAUUGCAAAUUGUUUUAUGACGUUACAUCUGCAUUUCAUCCCAAAUUAUGAAAAAAAAAAAUAUAAUAAUUUAAACCAAUUUGACCGUUCAGACGAAGAUACAAUCCUGAUUUUAAUCAAUAUUUCAAACCACAUAUGGAUGUACUUCGAAGUAUCUUAGUAGUUUUGGACUACAAAAAACUGAAUGGAUUAUAAUCCAAAAACAAAUCCAGAUUUUUUGUUGCAUGUCUGAACAAAGCAUGUGACUGUGAAUUGGGAAGAGAUUUUCCCCUUUCUGGACCAUAUCAAAACAGGGAUCAUAUCAAACAUUAAACUAAACAGUGCGCACAUACACAUAUGUAUAUAUAUUAUCUUUCUCUGUGCUUUGAGGCUGUUUCUGCAUUUAUAAUGUUUUGAACACCAAAAUGCCUGUUUGCUUUGGGAAUCUGGCAGUUUACGGAGUAUACAUCUACACUGCCUGGCCAAAAAACAAAGAGUCACAUACUCAAAUAUUUCAUUGGCUUAUAGCUUUGAUUAGUGUGUGUGCAUUCGACGUGCCAUUGUUUCGACAACCUUAUGCGACAUCAGAACAUUUAUUUCAGUCCAGAGAUGCUUACAUUUUUGGCCGAGAUCUUGUAUUGAUGAAGGGAGAGUUGAACCACUCCGUAGGGUCUUCUCCAGCACAUCCCAAAGACUUUCAAGGUCAGGGUUAAGGUCAGGACUCUGUGGUGGUCAAUUCAUGUGUGAAAAUUAUUGUUCAUGCUCCCUGAACCACUCUUUCACAAUUUGAGCACGAUGAAUAUUGGCAUUGUCAUCCUGGAAUAUGCCCUGUGCUGUCAGGGAAGAAAAAAAUCCAUUGAUAGGAUAACCUGGUCAUUCAGUACAUUCAGGUUGUCAGCUGACUUCGUUUUAUUGCCACAUAAUGUUGCUGAGCCUAGACCAGACCAACUGAAGCAAUCCCAGAUCAUAACACUGCCUCCAGAGGCUUGUACAGUGGGCACGAUGCGUGACGGGUGCAUCACUUCAUGCACUACCCUUCUUACCCUGACACGCCCAUCGCUUUUGAAUAGGGUAAAUCUGGACUUGUCAGACCACAUGACCUUUUUCCAUUGCUCAACAGUCCAAUCUUUAUGCUCCCUAGAAAACUGAAGUCGUUUUUUCCGAUUAGCCUCAGUAACAAGUGGCUUUCUAGUGGCCACACAACUGUUUACUUCCAAUAAUGUAAGUUCUUGUUGCAUUGUGCAUGUGGAAAUGCUCUUACUUUAACUAUUAAACAUAGCCAAGAGUUCUACUGUCAAUUUUAUAUGAUGUGACCGCAAGCAUUUUAGUGAUCUACGAUCACGAUCAUUCAAGCUGACGGAUCACCACUAUCCUUCCAGGUUUUAAUAAUGUGUUGGUUCAGUUCUUAACACAUUUCCAGUGAUUUCAGCAAUCAUCUCCACCUCAACCAGUUGUUUUCUUUGCUUGAUGCAGGCCAAUAAUUUGCCCCUUCUGAAACACAGUAACAUCUUUUCCAGGACCACGGGAAACGUCUUCUGACAUGUUUAAGAAAUGAGAAGCUACACACUGCAUUAGUUAGGGUUAAAAGAAUUGUUGCCAGCUGAAACAUUAAUCACUGCAAUAAUGAUCCAAUCAUAGGCUAUUAAGUAUCUGCUUAUUUAAAUACAAACAGACACUUCUUUUUUGGCCAGGCAGUGUAAAAUAUACAGUACAGCAGCUGUCAGCAACAGCAACCUUUCUCUGUAAAUCAGUCAUUUUCAUAUUGUUUAAAAAAACAAAAAACAACAACACACACACACACACACACCAAAGUUGACCAUAUCAGCUCAACUACACUGAAAUUUCACCGAAAUUACAAAUAAGGUACAAAAUAUUUCAAGAUUAUUUGAGAUGCGUAUUUACCAAUGUCGUUUAAGUUUGCCAUAGUGCUGAACUGAAGAGCAAUCAGAAAUCAUGGAUCUGAACAGUCAGGCUUCCAGCCCAAAGAUUGCCUUUAACGGUCCAUGAAUCAGGCAAGGGAGUAUAAGGGAAAUUGUGUACAAUUGUGCAUGUUUUGUAGUCUUGAAAAAUCAUAUUCGGUAUAUGUGUUAAUUUCAUAGUGGUUUUGUAUCAACAGAUGAAAUCAACAGAAAUAAAUGUUUUCCAAAUGUAA
Xyrauchen texanus (razorback sucker) is the source of this 3690-nucleotide messenger RNA. RefSeq names its product BCL2 interacting protein 3 (gene bnip3). Gene Ontology annotation, cellular component: mitochondrial outer membrane; mitochondrial envelope; nucleus. The coding region runs from base 265 to 855 and encodes 196 amino acids. The record is from RefSeq and is a predicted model, not a curated record. Lineage: Eukaryota; Metazoa; Chordata; Actinopteri; Cypriniformes; Catostomidae. The transcript has 6 exons. Gene Ontology annotation, biological process: positive regulation of apoptotic process; mitochondrial outer membrane permeabilization.